GUAAAACCAAAGAAGGAACGUCUAGAAGAGGCGCUAGAGUCGUUACGUAUGAAGCAGCAGAUCCUGGCGGAAGCUCGCGCCAAACUCCGCGAGCUCAGCGAGAUGAUCGCCAGGCUGCAGCGGGAGUAUGAUGAGAAGGUGGCGCAGAAGGAAGAACUUGAGAGACGAUCCAGGAUGCUGCAACUCAAGCUCGAACGAGCUGAAGCACUUAUUACUGGACUCUCUGGCGAGAAGGAGCGCUGGGAGCUAACAGUGGAGCGUUUGGACAAGGAGUUUGACAAUUUGCCGGGAGACUGUCUCAUUGCUACUGGCUUCGUAGCGUACCUUGGACCCUUCGUCUCCGAGUACAGGGAGUCUCUCAUGGAAGACUGGUUCUUGGAGGUGUGUAAUGAGAAUCUCCCGGUGACCAUGGACCUCAGCAUGAAGAAGUUCUUACUGGACGACGCUACCCUACGAGAUUGGAAUUAUAUGGGAUUGCCUGAUGACAACUUCAGUGCUGAGAACGGCAUCAUAGUAGUGCGGGCGACGCGGUGGCCGCUAGCCGUGGACCCUCAGGGGCAGGCACUCAUAUGGAUCUCCAGGCUAGAGGAGCAGAAUGGCAUACAGGUCGUGGACUUUGGUCAGCCGAACUAUAUGAAGGUGAUGGAGACCUGCCUCUCAACCGGCAAGCCAAUAAUCAUUCAGAAUGUUGGCGAAGUACUGGAUCCUUCCAUAGCUCCUAUUUUAGAGAAGGCCGUCGUCACCAUCGGUUCCUCGAAGGUCAUCAAGUUUAAUGACAAGAUGGUCUCCUACCAUGAAGAUUUUCAUCUUUAUUUGACUACUAAACUUGGUAACCCAGUGUACACUCCGGAAACUUUAACGAAGACCACAAUGGUAAACUUCGCGGUGAAGGAGCAAGGACUGACGUCUCAACUACUCGGCAUAGUCGUACGCAAGGAGAGACCUCAACUGGAACAGAUGAAGGACACGCUUGUAUUGUCCAUCGCGCAUAACAAGAAAGUGCUUGUGGACUUAGAGAACGACCUCCUCCGCAUAAUGUACGAGUCUCAAGUCCCUCUCCUGGAGAACGAGGAGUUGUUCAUAACUCUACAGACCUCACAGAGGACCUCACUAGAGGUCAAGGAGGCACUCAUCACAUCACAGGUCACUGAGAAAGAAAUCGACACUGCUAGAGCGGGUUACGUCCCAGUGGCAAUUCGUGCAUCAGUGCUAUUCUUCGCCCUGAACGACUUGUCCCGUAUCGACCCAAUGUACCAGUUCUCCCUGGACGCAUACAUCGACCUGUUCAUGUACUCUAUAGACCGUAGUCCUAAGGCGGGGGAACUGGAGGACAGGAUCAAUAAUCUUAACGAGUUCCAUACCUACGCUGUUUACAAGAACACAUGUCGCGCAUUAUUUGAGCGACACAAGCUACUGCUGUCUUUCCACAUAGUGUCCCGGAUUCUAUUCCAGAAUGGCAAGAUGAGUCGCAACGAAUACAUAUUUCUCUUGAAGGGAGGAGUUGUCCUCGACAGAUCGGAACAGCCGGAUAAUCCAACCAAUUGGAUGCCAGACGAGUGCUGGGACAAUAUAACAGAGUUGGACAAGUUGCCGGGCUUCCACGGCAUUGUGGACGUGUUCGAGCCACUCAGCAAGGAGUGGAAGGAGUGGUAUCUACAUCCAGAGCCUGAGUCUCAGCCUCUUAUUGGCGACUGGAACGACAUCUGCAGCGAGUUCCAGAAGAUCCUGUUCAUUCGAUCACUGCGCGUGGACCGAGUGUCCGCCUGCAUCACUACGUUCAUCAUCAAUGUACUCGGCCCAAGAUAUGUCGAGCCGCCUGUACUCGAUAUACGGGCGGCGUGGGAGGAGUCGUCGUGGAAGACGUCCCUGUUGUUCGUGCUGUCCCCGGGCGUGGACCCCACGGCGGCGCUCAUACAGCUGUCGCAGGACGUCAAGAUGUUCGACCGGUUCCAGUCGCUCAGUCUGGGGCAGGGACAGGCUGCCACCGCUACUAGGAUGCUAUCGCACGGCAUGAAGGAGGGAGGCUGGGUGUUCCUGGCCAACUGCCACCUGGCGUGCGAGUGGCUGGGCUCCCUGCGGGGGCUGGACAACCCCAAGAUCCACCCCCGGUUCCGCCUGUGGCUGUCCUCCAUGCCGGACAACAAGUUCCCCCUGCACAUGCUGCAGCGGAGCAUCAAGAUGACCACGGAGCCGCCACAGGGCUUGAAAGGCAACUUGGUCCGUCUAUUCGCGAACAUAAACGAGGACAAGUUCGACGAGGCGACCCCGAAGUACCGGCGCCUGUUGUUCUGCGUGUCGUUCUUCCACUGCACGCUCAUCGCGCGCAAGCGGUUCCGGCAGCUCGGGUACAACGCCGUCUACAGCUUCAACGACGCAGACUUCGACGUAUCAGACAACUUACUGGCGAAUUACUUGGAAGAAUACGAGGAAGUCCCAUGGGACGCGCUGAGGUAUCUGUUCGCGAUCAUCAACUACGGGGGACAUAUCACGGACGACUGGGACAAGCGAGUGCUCAUCGCAUACAUCAACCAGUUCUUCAAUGAAGAGGCUCUCGAAACUCCUUUCUAUAGGCUAUCGACGAUCCCCGCGUACCACAUCCCGCGCGACGGGUCGCUGGAGUCGUACCGCGACUUCCUGGACCUGCUGCCCGGCUACGAGCGCGCCGAGUCGCUCGGCCAACACGCCUCCGCGGACGUCGCCACGCUCGCACAGAAGAAUGUUGCACAUAAGAUGACGAUAUUGAGAUUUAAUCUUAACGUGUGUCGCGGGGCGCAUGAAAACAUUUCUCGUUCUUUGGACAGCCCUGCUUUAAAAUAUCAUGCUAAAAGGCUAUUGAGCAUGUUUAAAAAUGCUGUUGAUGAUGAUGAUGAUGAUGAAAAAUGUUCAACAAUCGAACGUCUGUCGAUACGCAAGUAUGCCACAGGUCAGCAAAAAUACAGAUGCCCUGAUAAUGUGCUCUACGUUGUUCGCCCUGGCCAGUACGGGCGGGGGCGGCGCGGGGGGCGGGGAGGACCAAAAGGUAACUACAUCACGUCUUUCAUUCCCGAAGGGGUGGAUGAGUUAGCACAGGAGAUGCUGACGAAACUCCCAGCCCGAAUAGACCUGGAGACGACGGAGCGUAUGAUGGGCCCGGAGAUUGUGAUGCCCAUGUGUGUCUCGUUGCUGCAGGAGAUCGGAUAUUAUAACGUUCUCCUCAAUAUCAUCAUUUCUGGACUCAAGGAGCUUCGACGCGCAAUCGAAGGUCUGGUGGUGAUGUCGGAGAUGCUGGAGACGAUGUACACCUGCAUUUACGAAGGCAAGACUCCAAGCUUCUGGCUCAGAGGCCGGCCGUCCAUGAAGCCGCUGGGCGCGUGGUGCCGCGAGUUGUUCCUGCGCGGGGCCCACCUGACGGGCUGGGCCGCGGCCCCGCGCGCGCCGCCCACGCUCUGCUGGCUGCCCGCCUUCGUCGCGCCCACCGGCUUCCUCACUGCCGUCAUGCAGACGACGGCGCGAGGCGAGAGUUGGCCCAUUGAUACUCUGUGCUGGGAGUUCACCGUGAUGCCGCUGGAGGAGGCUGGCUUCGUGCGCCCGCCGAGAGAUGGAGGGGUCUAUAUCAGGGGCCAGUACCUGGAGGGCGCGUCAUGGUUCCGCAAGGAGGGCUACCUGCAGGAGCCGCUCCCCAUGCAGCUAGUGUUCCCGAUGUCCCCCAUACACUUCAAGCCAGUCCGCGUCACUGGGAAGCGCACGCGCAACCGCUACGUAUGUCCAUGCUACUAUUACCCGCUCCGCAUGGGGGCGUUCGUGGUGGCCGUGGACCUGCCGGCCGGGAAGGAGACGGCGGAGUUCUGGGUCAAACGCGGCACUGCCAUGCUCUGCACGCUCGCCACGUGA
Molecule: messenger RNA, 3870 nt
Organism: Spodoptera littoralis (African cotton leafworm)
Lineage: Eukaryota; Metazoa; Arthropoda; Insecta; Lepidoptera; Noctuidae
Source: the annotation of a GenBank genome assembly